Molecule: messenger RNA, 937 nt
Organism: Brassica napus (rape)
Lineage: Eukaryota; Viridiplantae; Streptophyta; Magnoliopsida; Brassicales; Brassicaceae
Product: F-box protein SNE
Exons: 1
Coding region: 305-787 (160 amino acids)
Biological process (GO): regulation of gibberellic acid mediated signaling pathway; gibberellic acid mediated signaling pathway
Cellular component (GO): SCF ubiquitin ligase complex
Molecular function (GO): protein binding
Source: RefSeq, a predicted model, not a curated record
UAAGCAAGAUUAGUGAAGCGUUUUGACCCAAAAAAAAAAGAUUAGUGAAGCAAAGAAACAAAAAGAGAAGUAAUGGUAUAGACUAGGGCUUUAAAAGCAACAAUAACCACUCAACCAACAUUAAUUUUUUAUUACUUUACAGAUUGAAUAUAAACAUCACUCCCUCUCUGCUUCUCACUUGCACAAUAUUUUUACAUAAUUACGCAUAUAUAUAUUAUAUGCGCCCGUGUGGUUUCAACAGCUGUAUAGACCUUCUCUCUUUGAAACACAACACAAGCCUCUCCCUUUCUCUCUUCCCAGUACUAUGUCGGAGAAACGAAUUAGAAUGGUCGAGAAAAAUAACAACAAGCGGCAGCGAGUGAAACUUGUUCCCGAGUUCUCCAUCAACGACCAUCAAGACGUGCUCGUAGAAAUACUCCGACGACUAGACGGUCCUUCUCUCUGCUCAGCCGCUUGCGUGUGCCGUCUUUGGUCGGCCGUGGCUCGUAAUGACUCAAUAUGGGAAGAGCUCUGUUUCCGACAGGUGUCACCACGACCUUCACUUCCCCUUCGCUCCGUUGUGUCAGCUCUAGGUGGCUACAGACGUCUCUACUUUCUCUGCAUCCGCCCGGUCCUCUCACGACUCCCCAAGAUCAUCUGGAGCCAUGACCAACUUCAGCUGUCAUUAUCCCUUUACUGUGUCCACUACUACGAGCGCCUUUACGUCAGCGCGUGGCAUGAAGACGCGCCACCCAGCGCGCCACCUUCUUCGCUCAUGUUCCUUAGGAAACCCGUCAACGUCGUCUGAUACGUUCCUGAACGGCCAUUAAUAAUUUAUUUUAGUUUCCAAGAUUGUAUUCUUUAUCAUAUUAUUAUUUAUUCCCAUUUGUUACAGUUCACGAAAUUUCAUGAUUUCAUUACAAGAUUAUUAUUAGUAAACGUUGGAUCUUUUUUGUCA